AUGUCUACCACGGCUCUUAUGACGGCUACUACAACGGCGUCUUCAGCGACGGCUACUUGUACAACUGCAGUGCCUGGAAAAUAUGGCCGUGUUCCAGUUGAUGCAUGCAACUCCAACUACUACUUCGACCCCAGCUUCGCUGCCAAUCUUGCUUUUUGUAUGCUCUUCGGCCUCACUACCAUAGCCCAUCUCGCCCAGGCGAGAUUCUGCUGGGUAGCUAUCAUGGGUGCAACUUGGGAAACAAUUGCAUUCGCUUUCAAGACUCUUGGAAGUCAUGACCAACAGAAUCUCACAUACCUCACUGUGGGACAGAUCCUUUUCCUACUUGCCCCCCUUUGGAUCAAUGCUUUUGUAUACAUGGGAGUAGCGCGAAUGGUAUAUUUCGGAAUGCCCUCUCAGAAGCUCCUAGGUAUCAAAGCCGUUCGCAUGACACUCCUUUUCGUUUGGUUAGAUGUCAUUCUCUUCCUUGUGCAAGGUACGGGUGGUGUCAUGCUAUCAAACACGGACGCCGAUAGCGAUACAAUCGAUAUUGGAAUGAAGGUCUACAUGGCUGGAGUCGCCCUGCAGCUCGCCGUUGUCCUUGUCUUCAGCGGCAUCACUGUCUUCUUUUACUUCAAGCUGCGACAGCUCGAGGGUCGAAGUAUGGGAUGCAUGAAGUGGCUCAUCUGGACCAUGGUGGCUGUUCUCAUGCUGAUUGUGGUAGGUAUUCUUUGUCCAUUCACGUGUUACCAAGCUGACAAGGUCAAGACUCGAAUCGUAUAUCGCCUAGUUGAAUUUGGCCCUGGUGUUAACGCGCAUAACACACUUCUUAUCCACGAGGGGUAUCCACUAGGUCUGGAUGCUACACCGAUCUUGAUUGCCCUCGUAUUGCUCAACAUUAUGCAUCCUGGCUUUGUCCUCCGUGGACCAGAGAGCGAGUUCCCCAAGUUGUCCCGCAAGGAAAAGAAGGCACUGAAGGAGCAGAAGAAGCAAGCCAAGAAAGAUCGCAAGGCUGGAGUUCAACAACUUGAAGAAUUGUCUAUUGACAAGCGGUCAAGCAGCAGCAGACAGGUCGUCUGA
Messenger RNA from Fusarium graminearum PH-1, 1059 nucleotides. RefSeq lists its product as uncharacterized. The record is from RefSeq and is a predicted model, not a curated record. Lineage: Eukaryota; Fungi; Ascomycota; Sordariomycetes; Hypocreales; Nectriaceae. The transcript is spliced from 3 exons. Gene Ontology annotation, cellular component: membrane. The coding region runs from base 1 to 1059 and encodes 352 amino acids.